UCGGCGCCAGGAGGGGCGGGCCCGCGCGAGCCACCAAACAUGGCGGAAAGUGCUCCCUCCGCGGCUCCGAGCCCGCGGGGCUGUGCGGACGGGGAGGACGCGGCGCCCCCGGAAGAGGCGACGGCAGAAAAGCCGAGAGAUGACCAGGAGCAGUUUGAGUGCCAGGAACUGCUCGAAUACCAGGUGCAGGUGGGGGACCCUGAGGAAGAAGAGGACGCGGGCGCGGUGGCCGAGGCCGAGGCGGUAGCUGCCGGCUGGAUGCUCGACUUCCUCUGCCUGUCGCUCUGCCGGGCCUUCCGCGACGGCCGCUCCGAGGACUUCCACCGGGCCCGCGACAGCGCCGAGGCUAUUAUUCAUGGACUGUCCAGUCUAACAGCUUAUCAACUGAGAACUAUACACAUAUGUCAAUUUUUGACAAGAAUCGCAGCAGGAAAAUCCCUCGAUGCACAAUUUGAAACUGAUGAACAAAUUACACCCUUGGAAUCAGCCCUAAUGAUUUGGGCUUCAAUGGAAACAGAACAUGACAAGCUUCAUGAAGAAAUACAGAAUUUAAUUAAAAUUCAGGCUAUAGCUGUUUGUAUGGAAAACGGCAAUUUUAAAGAAGCAGAAGAAGUCUUUGAAAGAAUAUUUGAUGACCCGAAUUCUUAUGAGCCUUUAAAAAGGAAAUUGCAUGUGAUAAUCUCUCAGAAAGACACGUUUCACUCCAUUUUUCAACACUUCACCUACAACCACAUGAUGGAGAAAAUUAAGAGUUAUGUGGAUUAUGUGAUAAACGAAAAAUCAUCAACCUUUCUUAUGAAGGCAGCAACAAAAGUAGCGGAAAGUAAAAGGUCAAGAACAAUUUCUCAAGAUAAACCUAAUGGUAACAAUAUUGAAAUGGAAACUGAAGCUCAUUUGGAUGUAGGAAAAAGUGACAAACAGCCUGCAGGAACUGAAUUCUCAGAGGAUACACUAUCCUUAUUAAGGUCUCACAAGAAUCUCUUUCUAUAUAAGUCAAAACAUGGAAGCCAACGACAGGAUUUUAAUAGGAAAGAAGAAAGAGUGGAAACUCUUCAAAGGGGAAGAAAGAAAAUAUUCAGACAAACCACUGACAACAAGAGAAGACCUGUUUUGAACAGUCAUCCAGUAACUUCUAAAAAAUCUCAAUCUAGGAAGAAACAGGCAUGGCUUUGGGAAGAAGACAAGAAUCUGAGAUCUGGUGUGAGGAAAUACGGAGAGGGAAACUGGUCUAAAAUACUGUUACAUUAUAAAUUCAACAACCGAACAGGCGUCAUGUUAAAAGACAGAUGGAGGACUAUGAAGAAGCUAAAACUGAUUUCCUCAGACAGUGAAGACUGAAUGUGUUUGUAAAAGCUUGAUGAAAAGACAAUUAAAUAUUUUGAUCACUGCAUUUUCUUUGAAACUUGGUGGUCAUUGAUGUAUCUUAAAAUUUUUGUCUAAAGCAUUACAGUAUCAUUAUGGUAUCACUUUAAUAAAAUGGAGAUUAUGCUGUAAGAAUAACAUUAGAUCCCGUCAUUGCAUUCUUUAAGAAUCUUUUUCCUUUGGUAAAAUGUAAAUUUGUUGAACCCUGGUGCUUUCAGUAACCCCAUCCCCAAAUCCUAUUCCAACUAAAAGGAAAAGAAAGCCUGGUAAAAGAAAAAUUAUAUUUAUUCCUAUUAACCUAUUCCAUGUCUGUAGGCUAACCUCACCUUUGUAAGACACAUUAAAGUUUCUCUAAGACUUGAUGAUGGCCUUAAUAGAUUAGUUACCAAUGCAUUUGUUUAUAGAAUGUUAUAUGUAUGAGGUAAUCCAUACAUAAGUAGUAACAUACUUAAGUUUUUCAUAUAGAGGAGAAAACUAAAAUAGUAAUACCCAUAGGAGGACAAAAUUUGUUGUAUCAAAUAGCGUCAUGUCUCAUUUAGGUACAUUUAACUUUCUAACAGUGUUAAAACUUUGACAAAGAUGGUUUUAUUUAUUUUUUUUUUAAUUUUUUUUUUAAUUUUUAUUUAUUUAUGAUAGUCACAGAGAGAGAAAGAGAGAGAGGCAGAAGCAGGCUCCAUGCACCGGGAGCCCGAUGUGGGAUUCGAUCCCGGGUCUCCAGGAUCGCGCCCUGGGCCAAAGGCAGGCGCCAAACCACUGCGCCACCCAGGGACCCCGACAAAGAUGGUUUUAAAUCUGCAUUAACCUGGUGCCAUAAAUACCAGUUUCUUUGAUUUUUUUUUUUUCUGUAUUUUCAUUUAAUACAUCAAUAUUGGGCUUAAGUAAUAUUCUAUAAAUGCUGCAGUUGGUAUUAACCAUGAUCAUUUUGAUGUCUGUGGUGAUUGUUAACUAAGGUUAAAUAACCACCCAUACCUUACUUAACAAUGUUGAAUAUUCAUCAAUAUUGUGUUCUUUAGAGAAUUUAGUCACAAACUAAGAAUUACUUAGCAUUUUGAGUUACAUGUGCUUUAUUUAAUGAGUGGAAAUACUGAAGUAUUGGCGUACAAAAGUUAAUUGUAAAUGGUAGUUUAUAAUUUAUAUUUCAUUUCUUAAUAAAGUUGCAUAUAUUACUUUC
This is a messenger RNA of Nyctereutes procyonoides (raccoon dog), 2533 nucleotides long. RefSeq names its product telomeric repeat binding factor 1 (gene TERF1). Gene Ontology annotation, biological process: telomere maintenance. Gene Ontology annotation, cellular component: nucleus; chromosome, telomeric region. The coding region runs from base 40 to 1338 and encodes 432 amino acids. NCBI's taxonomy places the organism in Eukaryota, Metazoa, Chordata, Mammalia, Carnivora, Canidae. Gene Ontology annotation, molecular function: telomeric repeat DNA binding; protein homodimerization activity. The transcript has 10 exons. The record is from RefSeq and is a predicted model, not a curated record.